UUGAUUGAUUCUGUCAAAGGUUUUGUAUCCUGCCAAAAAGUAUGUGUACAUCUUUUCCUGAAUAGGGCGAUUCAGAAUACCAUCAUGAUGUUCAAGAGAGCCCAUGAAUCAUUGAAUGCUUCCAAACUAUUAAUAUUAAUCAGAAAGCUUCAGCCACUGUUCUACCAAGUACAGAGACGAACGUACCUUGAGCACAACAUGCCCGACCGCCUCAAGGACAUGUCGACUCGAGCCAACCCGAAGUUCUUCGACAUGGUGGAGUAUUUCUUCCACAAAGCCUCUGCCCUCGUCGAAGACAAGCUAGUGGAAGACCUCGCUAAAAUAAAAGGCUCCAAGCUCACUCUGGAACAGCGCAAAACGAAAGUCAGAGGCAUCCUUUCGCUGAUGGAACAGUGUAACCAAGUGGUGGAAGUGACCUUUCCCAUCAAGCGGGACAGCGGGCAGUACGAAAUAGUAAGAGGAUUCAGAGCGCAGCACAGUACCCACAAGACCCCUUGCAAAGGGGGCAUGAGGUUCUCUUUGAACGUAUCACGGGACGAGGUGAAAGCUCUCGCGGCUCUGAUGACAUUCAAAUGCGCUUGCGUGGAUGUUCCCUUCGGAGGAUCCAAAGCUGGACUAAUGAUCAACCAUAAGAAGUACUCGGAGCAGGAACUGGAGAAGAUAACUAGGAGGUUCACUCUGCAGCUGAUCAAGCUGGGGUUCAUAGGUCCGAGCAUCGAUGUACCAGCUCCCGACAUGGGUACAGGCGAGCGAGAGAUGUCUUGGCUAGCUGACACCUAUGCCAGGACCAUUGGUUACCAGGACAUAAACCACCAAGCUUGUGUCACUGGGAAACCUAUCAACCAAGGUGGUAUUCACGGAAGGAUAUCUGCAACAGGUCGUGGGGUUUAUCACGGCAUAGAAAACUUCGUUUCUGAUGAGAGCUAUAUGAAGAUGUUAGGGCUGACGCCGGGUUUCAAAGAUAAAACUGUUAUCAUCCAAGGUUUCGGUAAUGUCGGCAUGCAUACGAUGAGAUACUUGCACAGAGCUGGCGCUAAAUGCGUUGGGGUUAUUGAACACGAUGGAGCUGUUUACAGCGAGUCAGGUGUAGAUCCCAAGAACUUAGAGGACUGGGUGCUGACCAACGGUAGCAUUGUAGGGUUUCCAGAAGCUAAAGCUGCAGAUGCAGAGCUCAUGUUCCAUGAAUGCGAUAUACUAGUGCCAGCUGCUGUGGAAAAAGUCAUCACCAAAGAGAAUGCUGAUAAAAUCAAAGCGAAGAUCGUAGCUGAAGGUGCGAAUGGACCUAUCACGCCAGCAGGUGAUGCCAUACUGCUGAAAAAAAAUAUCCUGGUCAUUCCUGAUUUGUAUGUGAAUGCUGGUGGGGUAACAGUGUCUUUUUUCGAAUGGCUGAAGAACAUCAACCACGUGUCGUACGGAAGAUUGACUUUCAAGUACGAGAGGGAUUCAAACUAUCAUCUUCUACAAUCCGUGCAAGAGUCCUUGGAGAGGAAGUUCUGCGAAGCUGGUGAGAUUCCUAUAGUGCCAUCGAAAGCGUUUCAUAAUAGAAUCGCUGGUGCUUCGGAGAAAGAUAUCGUACAUUCUGGGCUCAGUUUCACUAUGGAGAGGUCGGCCAAAGCUAUCAAGGAUACAGCUGAAAAAUAUGGUCUGGGGAUGGAUCUGAGGUCUGCUGCUUAUGUCAACUCUGUUCACAAGAUAUUCGUCAGCAUCAAUGAUGCUGGUUUCGCAUAUUAGUUAUACUCUCUAUUUUACUUAUCGUACGUUUUAUUGAAUCAAUAAAUCAUUUUGAUGGUUCCUUGUAUGCUCUCAAAAUCGAUUAGCGUUGGGAAGAAACCCCGUUUUAAAGGGCACAGUGCCCUACUGCGGCGUCAGUUUCAACCCUUACGUAACUCGAGCAAUAUCGUCAC
Phaedon cochleariae (mustard beetle) is the source of this 1904-nucleotide messenger RNA. Lineage: Eukaryota; Metazoa; Arthropoda; Insecta; Coleoptera; Chrysomelidae. The record is from the annotation of a GenBank genome assembly.